AUGUUCUACAACGAUUCCAAUUCGAAACUGCCUCCUAAUCUCUACAUUAGGGAGGACCUGGUUUCCUUACAAGCAGAGUUUCCUGAUUCAGUCGUCUCCUACGAUUUCACCAACUUGGCAGCAAAAUUGCAAACUAACUACGCACCAAAUGACACUGCUAAGGGGACUGAGAAGCCAUCGCUUUUGCUAAAACUAAGUGACCAAUUAAUGUCCCACUUAUCUUUCCUUUUUGGCCAUUCGUCUCCUGUCAUUCUUGCAUACAGCCAGUACAAGAGUGCUGGGUACCCGUGGACUCUUGGUUCGUUACCACCGUCUUUCAUUGCCAUCUUGACGAUUCGCUGGCUUGAGAUCUCCCCUUCCACCGUGGCAGUUGACCCUACUUCUACUCUUGUCAGCCUGGAGUCAGAUGACGCCAUCAUAGAUCCAACCCUGCCUGAUUUUGAUCUCGGUACAGUUAUUUCUAUCACCGAAAGAUCCUCCGAUUUUGUUGAGUGGAGGCGGUUUCCUCUAUCUUAUGUGGAUCCCUAUCCACAAUGGCGCGUCUUCGCCCUUCACGCCGAUCGAUUUGUUGGUAUUGGAUUUAGCAAUGGUGCUAUUGAGAUCAUAAAUCUCAGUGACAGUGAUAAUUCUCACAUAUUCAUUAAGCAGCCUCACGAUUCGGAUUUUGCACCAAUUGUGGGAAUGACGUUUUUACUGAAUCCUUCCUUCCUCGUGGUGUGCAGAUUUUCGGGUGAAAUUGAAUUGUGGCUUCUUAAAGACAAAUCUAUUGGCUUUUCUGCUCAUUUAAUCUCGCGUCAACUUCAUCACUCGUUUAUAUUUUCAUCGGUUGUUGAUGUCAAAAACUCUCUCCUCGUUAUUGGUGGCGAGUUUGUAGGCACACCUAGGGACAAUCUGACAAUCUUCUCAAUCAACAAUUUCUCAUCCUUCUCUGAAUUUGUCCCUACUAAAACGACUGAUUCCAGUAAUUCUUUUUCCGCACCUUCAAAAUUGCGUUCUCUUAUGCGUUCAAUUUCUACUCGACAAAGCACCAAUUUAGCAGAUGGAUUCGCCAGCCUUUCUUUAUCGCCCGGCGGUAAUCUCCUCUCUGCUCUUCAUUGCUCUCGUGCUAUUUCUGUGUGGUCGUUCCCUUCAUGUUCUCUUCUCACCACCAUUAUCUCUGAUGCUGUGGAACUAAACAGCAUGACAGUCGCCUGCAAACCGCUCUCGCCAUUGCUCGAUUCUAAGGUACCCGUCCCACAUCAUUUGAAUUGGUGGAGUAGGGAUUCCGCUGAUCCUCUACUAGCCAUUCUCAAAAGCAAUGGUUCCCUUUCAGUAAUCGAUAUUGAGAGCAUGGAGAAUCAACUUUUCAAUGUGGAUCAAAAUCAGGAUAAUGGAAAAAUUCAUUUUUCUCCAUUUUCAUCCUUUGCAGCUGCAGGAGUCGUCAAUUCCUCAGCAACUGAGCUCUUUCUUCUUGACUGUUCGAUGGAUUUGCCUCCUAGAAAGGAGAAAAAAGUUCAGAGCCGCAGUAGUACACAGGGAGGUUAUAUUAGUGCGUUCACUGCAGCCCUCGGCAUAACGGGGAAGUCGGAGACUGAAGAUAGGGUUACUGAACCUCUGGAAGAUGUUUCUUCUAUAUUUAUGCGGGCCAAUGUGGUCCGCAUAACAGCGACUUCUCGCCGUGAGCUUUUCAUCCACCGUCUUCGAUGCUGCAGAUUUUCUGAAGCGCUGGCUCUCACCGUCAAUAACAAGGAUGAAGCUGAUGGUUUGGAACUUGAUGCAGAAUUUGUCUGGCAGUAUCAAAUGCUUGCCCUUUUUCAUUUCCCCCUCAAACCUGAUGUUUUUGAAAGAAUUAUAGCAAUUUGCACCUCCAAGAUCACAAAGCGUAUGAAUUGGCUCCUUCGUGCGUGUCUCCACGAAAUUCCUUGCAUUGAUGCUGACUGGAAAACGGUUGACCUCUUUCGGGCGACAAAGUCCCUUCUAAAGAUAGGUCUUUCUCUCUCCUCCAGUGCUACUACCAAUCUGAUGUUUCGGGAACGCCUAUAUCAGUUAGAGGUGCUGACAGCCAUCUAUGCCGAGGAGUGUGCAUUGUCCCUGUCGAAAGAGACUGAUUAUGAUGGCACCGACGAUGAAGUAAAGAAAUGGUGGCUAGAAAUAGAGGCUUAUCGGCAAAACUCACCUCUUGAUAUUGCUCUAUGGUACUUGCAAACUCGACGCUACGCAGCGUUCGGAAUUUUAGUGGCCCAUUACUUCAAAAUUCUAGUUCCCCAUCUUUUUAGCCUUCUUUCAACAGUUCCUACAAUUGAAUCACCUGCCAAGUAUCUUCGACUGGUUAAAUUUUUCCCUUUCGAGUCAAUGAUUGAACAGCCGACCAUGAGUAAUUUCUCCGAGGACCGCCACAAAGACGCUAUCGAGCGUCUCUAUUCCCUCCUUCCUAAAGACUUUCGAUGGAAGAGUACUACUCCAACUAUAUCAACUCUUGCCCAGUGGGCUUGUACAAGAGCCUACGAGUUGGAUCAGCUGUCUGGACUUGCCACAGAGGCUGAAGAGUUGUUGGCAGUAGCUACUGAAAUUAUAAAGUCAAGCAGUAAGGAUAAAUCAAGCGCAAGGUGGCGUCGUUCGAAGCAAUGUGCUUUGUCGAUGCUGAAAAAGUACUCGGAUGAGGUGGUUCAAUUCACAACAAUCCUCUACCGUGCCGCUCCUGGCUAUGGCUUUUCAAACACCCUUCGACGUAAGAUUGAUCUCGGCAAUCAGUUGGUGUGUUUGAGCCGCCUAAAGCUAGUGGAAUUCCAUCAGCUUACUCUGGAACGACGGUUGGAACUUCUUAUUUGUGUUUGCAUUGCUGCGCCAUCGAAGGUGACGGCCGCUGAGGUAUACAAUGUACUGACACGGCAUCUCCUCCCCUUUGUCACUUCGUAUGAAAAGUCCUUGGUGGAGUCCUGGUUGAAGCUGUGCCUUCUGAGGAUAGCCGACUACGUCACCACUGGUCUGGAAGCAAUUUCCAUACUCGUUGAAAAGUGGCACCAUUCUGACGCUGAAGUUAUAGCCUCUCUCAAAGGCAAGCUCGCACUUUACCACCAAAUUCUUUCCCAUUAUUAUUUCAAAUACAUCUCCUUCGAGUCUUGCAUUGUCAAUUUCCUGGUCGAGUUCACACCACCCUCCGCGGGGGAUCCCGAUGUCUAUUUGAUGCACGUUCAAAGGAUCCUCUCUAAUCUGGAUGCCGAGAAAGGGGACAAAGAGAGCUCUCUCUAUCGCUUGUAUGAGUGUUGUGAGGCUCUCCUCGACUAUAACUCACUUGUCCGUGAUCUGGGCUAUCUUGUUCCUCCACAGGGUGUUCCUACAUCGCUUGGUGAAGCUCUUUCUAUCAGUACGGGCGAUGAGUCACGACUCAAACAGCUUGUCAAUCGGUGGAUUCGAGCUACUCUCGUUGCCGAGGGUGAGGAAAUGGCCAAGAAAUCUCAAAUGCAGGAGAGCUCACGAAGUGUCGCAUCCUCUCCCCUUCAUGUCGUCAAGCGUCUCUAUUAUAACCGUUUUCCCAUUAAUUCUGAAGAUGUUUCUACACCAUUAUGCGAAAACAAGGACAACGACAAUGGAGCUCUCAUGAGGCAAGUUAUUCCUGCUCCUGAUUCAGUCAAAUGUUCAUAUGCGCUACUUGGUGCCAAUCUAAACGAGAGAGCACGUUUUCAUCUGCUUGUGGGUGUGCUGUGUUCAGGUGACCGACGUCUUAUAGAUUUUGCAAGAUCUGCGUUGGUACAGGGGCAGGAAAAUGAUUUCAUCUGGCGCGCAGCGCUUCAGCAUGCCAUUCGUGUCUAUUUCGAUGCCACACCGGCAUUUGGAGUUGGUGAGGUGAAUGAAGAAUUGGGUGCUCUAUGCCUUUCACUCAUUUCCUCGCCUGAAGACUUACCCGAGUCUUCAUUUUACGGAGCUGUGAAAUUUCUCUCGGGUAUCGAUAACCUAACUGGACGUACCUCUCAACUACCCUCUCGAUUGACAUGGGUGAAAAUGUCUCCUGCGAGAAAAGUGGACCUCUUUACUACGGCUUUGCAAAAUAUCUUGAAUUUAACAUACAUGAACGAGAUAAAUCUCAUUCAAGCAGGAAAAUACUUUGAACUUUCUGAAGUAGAUGUGAAUCGGUGUUUCUUGAAGGCAGCUUUUCAGCUCGCUGAAACGAAGUGUCUUUGCAGUGCUGCUGUUGAAAGGACAGUGAUGAUAAUGCAGGAAAUGCUCUCUACUCCCAUCCCUUCGGCGUGGCGAGAGCUUCGGCUGUGGAGCCGUGCAUCAGUCGAGACCCUGGCCUCUCUCUUCCCAGGUGUGGGAAUCCCAAUUGUCGAGAGGUUUCGUUUAACCCUCGCUCGAUUUGUGAUUGCUUAUUCCGUUCACGAAGCACGCUCUUGUGAAUACGCAGAAAUUUGCGCUGAGUUUGCGAGAGCUUGCGCCUCACAGAAGUCGCUUGUAUUGGAGGGUGAACAUUGGUCCAACAUGUUGCAGCGUGUAUUUUCUGCCCUUUCUUCAUCUUCUCACGAGUCCACCAUGCAUGAGAACAAACCCUACCGUCCUUGCAGUUUAUACCUAUCCCCCUUUGAUCCCACUGAACUUGAAGAUUUUUUCUCAUUAUCAUCCCCUUCAGCACUAAUGUCGGCCUAUCUGUCAAGCUGGUCAUUAGCGGAACUUCAAACUAAAACUGUUCAGGAGGCAUGGGCAAAUGAUUGUCUUACUGCAGAGAGUUUGGAUGUUGGACUCUCUUACGCCUACGGUCCACCACUGGAACAAAGAUCGCGAAAUUGGACCAAAAUCCUGUGUACUCGUCUCUCCGAGGCUAUUCAAGUCGGCGCCACUAACAGUCGUGAAAUGGAAGACUAUCGACUUGUGGCGGCUAGCAUUUCCGCAAGUUAUAAGUCGGCGUCCGACUCCGACGAAAUCUUCCCCCCAAUACGAACGCUCCUGGACUCUCUGGCGCGUCUCUCAGCCAAGCAUUCAUGCAUUGCUGGUUGGCGCUCAAAGGCUCUCGUCUCGCGACUAGUUAGCCAUCCGGAUCAAUUCUUCUCCGAUGCAGCCUACAGACGCAACGAGCUAUUGGCCAUGUCACAAACUCUCCCAGGAGUGUCUCUACUCCUGGCAAAGCACAUGGAGGAAUCACGCUCGCAAUUGAUAUUGGCAAAUCUCUCAGAAAUUGUUUUCGCCACUGGUGAUGUUGAUCCAGAGACUACUAAACGUCGGCUAAAGGAGCUCUCACCAUAUCUCAAACGUGAUGUUCCUGUAGACGAUCUUACUACUUACCUUAAAGAAACUAUCGACCCUCGAAUGGAGACAAUUCCUCUGUGGCGUUUGCUCCUUCUCUUGAAGGUCAUUAUUGCAGUCAUGAAUUAUCAGGACGUGGGAUUGCGUCUUCGUGACAUACCCAUCCAAAAACACACUGAAUUUAUUCAAGCAGUAAUUCAACUGGAUACAUCAGUCUACCUCACCUUUCUGUCAGCUCUCAAUGAAAAGAACAAAGAGGAUUUCCUUGCCACCGUUCAACCUUACUUAACAUUCAAGUCGGUGGUAGAGUCGCUGGUUGUCCUCAUUCACCAAUCACCUUCUCCGCCGGUUGUGGAAGAUGCACAAGUUUACGCGGCUUAUGCAACUCAUCUCCUCACUAACUCCGAGAGCCCAGUUCAAGAUUGUCUGGACUGUUUUGAUGCUAUGAUAACACCCACUGGUGAUGCAUCUGUAAUUGUUGAUUGGAUAUCAAAGAAUUUAUUUGGACUCGAGGCUCCAGGUCAAUUGUUAAGCCUUGAAGGCCGAAUGCAAUUGGUCGACACUGCUUUCCGCAUUGUGAGCGCCAAGUCGUCGGAUAAUCCUUCAAUCGAAAAGCUGAAACAUCUCAAAGCAUACCUUCAACGGCGGAUCGAUUGGAUUGCACAUUUUGCAGACCACACCCUUCUGAGCGAAUCUCUUAAGCAACGUAUUCUUUUGCAUUACUUUGAGGACGUUGUUACGGGUUCUGCGUUGGUGCUUCAGGCUGUUCGGGAAUUUCUCUCAGCGCCUUGCGUCGAACCCGUUGAGCCCUUUAGCACUCUCCUCUCCGCCUUUAUCGGCUUCUCGGAGCGCAUUGCAGAGCUGUUGAUUGUCAAUUUUGAGGAGACUAUGGUAAAGGCCUUGUGCGAAAGUGUCAACGAAUUUCUAACGUCGACUUUAGCUGACUGGAUCUACUUGGAUCCAUUGGCACAACGCGAUCUUGAAAACGCCGAUGAGGUGGUUGUGGAGUUCAUAAGGGGUAAACCAGUGGAGCAACAAGGCUUGAUGAUAUCCCUUCUCCUCUCUUGGCCUGCUCCUCGUCAAUUUUUUGGGCGUGUUCUUCUCGAAGCUGAUCCAUCUUGUACCAACCGCCACAUUAUUGCUCAAAAUGUCUUCAAUCAUGUGCUUUCAAAGUCCGAUUUGAUCGAGGGCUCAUUGGAAGAUGUCAUCUCGAGGCUACUUGCCUUUCUCCAAGGUCAUGAAGCUCCAAGUGAACCGAUCGUUUGGUUAUUGGGUGAGGACAGACUAACCAACGAAAAUCUCAUUGAAGCAACCACAGUGGCCAUGGAACUGGCGAAUUACUGCCUAAGUGAGAGCUCGGACACAAUAUUUCAAAAUGAGAAGAAGUUUUGGGCGAGUUGGUUGGAAUGCCUCCGUCGGCAUCAUUUUUUACCAAAAUUUGCAAGGCAAUUGGUCUCACAAGUGCAUCUUGCGCGGCAGCUGAAUACGGCGUAUUUGACUGCCAUUGUGAAUGUAGAAACAGACGAUACAGGUUUGAGGGAGGCUCUCAACAGUUGUAGACUACUUUCACUUCUUCCAACUGCCACUACUGCUGCAAUCGACUUCCCCACUGAUGCCAACUUGGAUCCGAUUGCCUGUCGACGUUUCCUCAGCAGAAUUGAUGUCUGGAGAACAUCGGAGUUCCCUCUCUCCAUGCUUAAAGCAGUUUCGGAAGUUGCUGGAGACCCACAUUACAAUGCUUUCUUGCGACACACUUUGCGCGGAAUGCGUAGCUCCGGUGACGCUUGGAUGGAGAUAGUCCUUAUAGGGAGAGCUUAUCUCUCGAGACAACAGCGCCUUAGCACCCUUGAGGAGGUGUUGAAAGCUGUUGAAAACUUGCUAAGUGAAUGA
Molecule: messenger RNA, 7104 nt
Organism: Hydatigera taeniaeformis
Lineage: Eukaryota; Metazoa; Platyhelminthes; Cestoda; Cyclophyllidea; Taeniidae
Source: the annotation of a GenBank genome assembly